This is a messenger RNA of Colletotrichum orchidophilum, 1845 nucleotides long. RefSeq names its product aspartic proteinase. Gene Ontology annotation, molecular function: aspartic-type endopeptidase activity. The record is from RefSeq and is a predicted model, not a curated record. The transcript has a single exon. Lineage: Eukaryota; Fungi; Ascomycota; Sordariomycetes; Glomerellales; Glomerellaceae. Bases 1 to 1845 code for a protein of 614 amino acids. Gene Ontology annotation, biological process: proteolysis.
AUGAGGACGUCCGCUCUCUUCGCACUCGGUGGGUGCGCUGUCGCCGUCUCAGCGCAGGUCCAUCUGCCCUUCUCCCACCAACCCCAGUUGAAGGCCAUUAGCAAUGCCAAAGCCAGGAGGGACACGGCCAAUCGCCGUUCUGUUUCCGUCACUGAUGUGUACGUGACGGAUUGGAAUUAUCUGGUCAACGCUUCUAUCGGUACACCGCCACAAGAUGUCUCCUUGAGACUCUCCGUGCAGGCGGAGAAGACCUGGGUUCCCAAUGCCGAAUAUUGCGACUAUUACAACUACAGCGACUACUAUGAUUCCGACUCUUCCAGGAGCGCCUAUUACCUCGACUCAUACUCUUGCAGAUACGGUGCUUUCCAGAGCAACAAGUCAUCCACCUAUGUCAAUCCGGGGACCGAGGAUUUCACCACAAAGUAUUCAGACGGCCGUGCCCGGGGAGAAUGGAUGAGCGACACAUUAGGCGUGGCUGGCAUCCAGUUGCACAAAAUGAUCAUGGGUUAUGCUCAAUCGGCCGAUGUGUUGAUCGGUAUCCUGGGUCUAGGCUUCAACUCGAGUGGUGCUUCAAGCUCCGUGACCUCCAGCCCUAGUAGCUCUGAUGGGCUUCCCACCGUUCCCGAGCGUCUGCUCCAAGACGGCCUGAUCAACUCCCCUGCGUACAGCAUAUGGCUCGACGACGUGUCGGCUAAGUCUGGCAAUCUCCUCCUGGGAGCAAUCGAUAGAUCAAAAUUUGAGGGCGCUCUCAUUCGCUUUACGGUCAAAGCCAAUUCAAGGAUUUCAACCGUCAGGCGAUUUGACACAGUUAUUUCGUCCAUCAAUGGCAGCAAAUCAGACACGGAUGACUUACAGCCUCUCUGGUCACCUUCAUCCGAAACAUCAGGUCCCUACGACAGUUCAGACAGUGUUCUUCUCUCACCAGAUGCUGCUAUAUCCGUGUUGCCCUCCGACAUCGCCAUAGAUCUCUGGGCCCUCGCUGGUGCCACUUGGAAUGAUGACCUCGGCUACGCCGUCAUUCCCUGCGCAGCAGCCGAUACCACCACCGGCCGCCUAGCCGUGCAGCUCUACGGAGCGGAUGGCCCUGUUUUGAAUAUUCCCAUCGCCGAUCUUGUGGUACCUCGCGAGGCCUGGUCACAUUCGGAGUGGUCCUGGGACACUGAGUCGGCUGCCGAGUACUGCCUAUUUGGGGUGCAGUCGGACAACUCGACCUCGACAUACAGCUCUGCUUCCUACACCUACUCUCUGGGCAACGCAUUCCUCAAGUAUUCAUACAUGGUAUUUGAUCUUGCCAACGAAGAGGUCGCCAUCGCACAGACAAAGUUUGGCAGCAGCAAGACGGAAGACCUGGUUAUCUUCUCGACCUAUGGAGCUGAGAUCCCCGGGUCGACAAGCGCCACACCGAACUGGUGCUCCUCUUCAUCGUACUCCUACUACGAGGCAUGCGGAGGCGGUGACUCGGGCUCCGGUUCCGGGGGCAGAUCAUCGGGCGGUGAUACGAUCUACAUGGACGGUGCUUAUUACCCUGGAAACCUUCCCUUCGAGGCUAAACUAGGGAUUGGUCUCGGUGCCGGUCUGUUCUGCGCUUUGGUCUUGGGCUUGUCUAUUUGGGCCAUUCGAAGAGGUCGUCGCAUCAGAAAGGCACAGAGAGAGCUGGCUGAAAAGCAAGCCGACGUGGAACAAGGCGGCGAAACACGGGUCGGGACUGGCGAGGGUCAUGGCGACAAUGUGAGCCAGGAAGCAUCACUUCCUCAGCGUCCGCCUGCUGCAGUGACUAGGAAUCCUUCUACGACCGACGCACCUGCAGAGCAACGUGAAACUGAAGCUGUGGGAACCGCCAAGUAA